Malurus melanocephalus (red-backed fairy wren) is the source of this 5332-nucleotide messenger RNA. It is a transcript of the gene FECH, whose product is annotated as ferrochelatase. The record is from RefSeq and is a predicted model, not a curated record. NCBI's taxonomy places the organism in Eukaryota, Metazoa, Chordata, Aves, Passeriformes, Maluridae. The transcript has 10 exons. The coding region runs from base 1348 to 2808 and encodes 486 amino acids. Gene Ontology annotation, molecular function: protoporphyrin ferrochelatase activity. Gene Ontology annotation, biological process: heme biosynthetic process.
GAACACUUUUACCAGUGUUCCAUCAAGCUAGGAUCAUCCUCGUUAGGAAUGGAUCAUCCCGUUCUGGGCUGUGUCCCUCAUGAUGCAGAUGGAAAGGUGCAUAGACCUCAUUUUAAAUUAGACAAUUGCAGCAUGUGCUGAGUUGGAAGGGACUCCCAGUCAUUGAUCCAACUCCUGACCCUGCAGAGACAUCCCCACAAUCCCACCCUGUGCCCGAGAGCAUUGUCCAAAGGCUCCUGGAGCUCUGGCAGCCUUGGGGCCAUGACCAUUUCCUGGGGAGUCUCUGCAGUGCCCAACCACCCUCUGGGGGAAGAACAAAUGCUUUACAGUGCAGAAAGAUCAACCCAGCCAUUCAAACUUCUCUUUUUAUCAUUCUCUAUAAUUGCCAUAUAGUGUCAGCACCUCAGAAAGUAAUAACCAAGAACUGGAAGUAAAAUAUAAAUAUUUGAAAAGAGCAUUUCAGGCAUCAGUGAUGCUUGAAGUUCUUUAGUUUGCAGCCUUUUGUAUCAGUGCAGACACAGGCAUCCACAGYUACGCACUCGUAAUCCCAAGUAAGAGGCUGGAUUUGCAGGAUGCUUUUCGUUGCCAUUGUUUUCAGCAGGUUUGGAGGCYGUUCAGCAUCUGUUCAGGAGGUUAUUAGGGAACUGUGAGCUCUAAGAUGCUCUUCCCAGCGGGUGGCUCAGCGGGCUCAAUUGCUGUGAGCUCCUGUGGCUGACAGGGGAAAUGUCACACCGAACAAUUGCCGGAGAGACAGGGAUGCAGAAUUCAACCUUUUGUUUUCAUUGUGAACAAUUCACACUAUUUUUGCACUAAAAUAAUGCCAUGUAAUGACCAUGAACUCCCAAGGAGAAUGAAGUGUGUCUUUUGUAACCAGCAUGGAAUUGUUGGAAUGGGUUGUAAGGAGCCUUAAAGCUAAUCUAGUCAUGUUCAGCUGCAGGGCCCGUGACAUGAGAAGGACAUGGAGCUGCUGGAGUGAGUCCAGAGGAGGCUCUCUGAGGGCUGGAGCCCCUCUGCUCUGGAGCCAGGCUGGGAGAGCUGGGGGUGUUUAGCCUGGAGAAGGAUGCAGGGAGACCUUUGAGACCCCUCCCACAAGGAAUUACACAGAUCAAUSCAUAUUCCUCAGUGGCAUCCCCUUGGUUCUCUGUUGUCACCAGUUAUUUUGGACUUACCAUUGGAACUCAGAUUAGCAAGGCUUUGUUUUUUGGUUGCUGCYUGUUGUGUUUUGGUAUCUGCAGAGCUGUAAGUAUACAGAAUGCUCACAGAAAGGCAGAACUUGCCGUUUCCUGACUUUGUUUGAUUCCAGCACCUGGAGCAGUGCUGCGAGUGGGUUUGUGUGGCUGUGGAGGGAUGAGUGCUGCUCUGGCAGUGCUGCGAGUGGGUUUGUGUGGCUGUGCAGGGAUGAGUGCUGCCCUGGCAGUGCUGCGAGUGGGUUUGUGUGGCUGUGCAGGGAUGAGUGCUGCUCUGGCACUGCACAGGUUCUCAGUGCUGUUAUCUCUCGGCAGUGCUGCGAGUGGGUUUGUGUGGCUGUGGAGGGAUGAGUGCUGCCCUGGCAGUGCUGCGAGUGGGUUUGUGUGGCUGUGGAGGGAUUACUGCACAGGUUCUCAGUGCCGUUGUCUCCCCGCAGUGCUGAGGAGCUGCAGCCAGCUGCGGGUGCCGCUGCGAUGGAGAGGCCAGGCCACGGCCGCCGCAGUGACGGAGAGCACCAAGCCCCAGAUGCAGCCCCAGGAGCGGAAACCUAAAACAGGAAUCYUGAUGUUGAACAUGGGAGGCCCAGAGCGGCUGGAUGAUGUCCAUGAUUUCUUACUGCGGCUCUUCCUGGACAGAGAUCUGAUGACACUUCCAGUUCAAAAUAAAUUAGCACCGCUCAUUGCCAAGCGCCGCACCCCGAAAAUCCAGGAGCAGUACAGCAGGAUCGGCGGYGGCUCCCCCAUCAAGAAGUGGACAGCGGUGCAGGGAGAGGGCAUGGUGAAGCUGCUGGACAGCAUGUCUCCUCGCACUGCUCCUCACAAGUACUACAUCGGUUUCCGGUACGUGCAUCCCCUGACGGAGGAGGCGAUCCAGGAGAUGGAGAGCGAUGGAAUCGAGAGRGCCAUUGCCUUCACCCAGUACCCCCAGUACAGCUGCUCCACCACAGGAAGCAGUUUAAAUGCCAUUUAUCGCUACUAUAAUGAGAAAGGGGAGAAGCCAAAGAUGAAGUGGAGCAUAAUUGACCGAUGGCCCACACAUCCCCUUCUCAUUCAGUGCUUUGCUGAUCACAUCCAGAAGGAACUGAAGCUCUUCCCAGCAGACAAAAGGAAAGAUGUGGUCAUCCUGUUCUCAGCCCACUCACUGCCCAUGUCUGUUGUGAACCGUGGUGAUCCGUAUCCUCAGGAGGUGGGAGCGACUGUCCAGAGAGUCAUGGAGAAGCUCAACUACUCCAACCCUUACAGGCUGGUGUGGCAGUCCAAGGUUGGACCAAUGCCUUGGCUUGGUCCCCAGACAGAUGAGACCAUUAAAGGGCUGUGCCAGCGAGGAAAGAAGAACAUGUUGUUGGUCCCAAUAGCAUUUACAAGUGACCACAUUGAAACRCUCUAUGAACUGGAUAUAGAGUAUGCCCAGGUUUUAGCCAACGAGUGUGGAGUUGAAAACAUCAGAAGAGCAGAGUCCCUCAAUGGAAAUCCACUGUUCUCCAAGGCCCUGGCAGACCUGGUGUGCUCCCAYCUGCAGUCCAACGAGGUGUGCUCCCGCCAGCUGACCCUGUGCUGCCCUCUCUGUGUCAACCCCGUGUGCAGGGAGACCAAGGCGUUCUUCACCAGCCAGCCACUGUGASCGGGGAGCUGCUGUGACACCGAGGGGACACUGCCCAGGGAGGACAGGCCUGGAGCAGCCCCUCCUGGCUGCUCACACACCCACGGGCUGCUCAGCUCGCUGCUUUAUCUCCAUGGCAGCGCCAAGAACGUGGCUCUGCUGACGUUUUUCUUGUGUUUUCUUUCUUUGAGGAGAGGUGUAGAAAGUAGGGAAAUAAGGGCAUUUAUUAUGGGAGGAGAUCUCGUGUCAUCCGACUCCAGACGGACUUGGCGUGAGCCCGGCAGUGUGCACUGAAGAACAUACACGACUUUUUUUCAAUUAGCUUCUAUUUCUAUGCAGGGAUUUAUUUGUAUGCAGGGUGGUCACGAGUGCAUUAACUUGCCAGGUCAAAUGUACAGGUAUUUUGGUUUUGCUUAAGUUGCAAUCUGUCUGUUCUGAGAGGGACUUUGCAGCUGGCUUUGGAGACCUUGCAAAUCAAGUGACUUCUAAAGCUUUUUGUUAAUGUGUAUAUAUCCUUUUUUUUUAAUUAGAACAGAAAGAUAAGGCUUUGUUCUGUUCUGGUUUUCUCCUGCCAGAAACUUCCAGUGAAAGCUCAGCUGGGAUAGUAGAACGCACAAAACUUGUUUACAUUUCCUAGAAAAACAUUUUUGUGAUCUACAGRAAAGUAUUUGAAGAGCAUAAAUUGAAAGGAAUUAGCCUGCUUGGGUGACACUGGAGAACUUGUUCAUUGAAACUGCAUAUUUCWAAUCUAGCAGGAGCAUGUGUGGAAACAUGUUGGCUUAUCUGUUAAGCAGAAUGGGCUUUUAAAAUUCUUGUUUUUAUUAGAAAGGGCUUUCUSUGUUUGGUGAAGUAAAUUUAGGAAGUCAGGCUUGUUUAUAGAUCCACUCUGUGCUUUCUACUGUGCCACAGUGCUGUGGUUUUGUGGGAUACCUAUGGAGCACCAUAGGUAGGACUGAUCUGGUUUAAUUGCUGUUAUUUAAACAGAGGUGAUCAGUCAGGAGUAAUUUCCAGUUUAACAUUGCAGCUGCCUGAGAACAGGCUGCCCUAGGCUGGGGCUCUCCUGAAAGCUGCCAGCACCCAGCAGGGCUGAGCUGGCCAGGGCCUCCAGCACUGUGUCCCCUGUCACACAGGGCAGGGCAAAGCUGUGACCGUGUCCCGUGGUGUCCCGUGGCACUCUGGGGGCCAGCUGGCACCUCUCGGGGCACACGUUUACUUGAUGUCCUUAGCACUGAAAUGCCAGGAGCUGGGCACUGCAGGCUGGCUCCUGGCAAUUGCUGGUGCUCGGGAAGCAGAUGCCAUGCUGAUCUGCUCAGGUAACCAUGAGGCAGGAGCACUUUGGAGCUCUGGUCUUUUGAAAACAGUGUAUUUAAAGAGAGAAGAGGCCACUGGUGGUGUUUAGUUGGAAGAAUGAAAGGUGAGAUACUGAAGGAACAGAUGGAGCCAAGYGCUUCCAUGGAGUGGUGUAAAUCCCUAAUACCUCUGGAGAGUUGCUGCACUGCCAUAGCUGCUUCCAGGGUGAGACAGACUGAGAUUCCUUCAGUGCCAGAACCUCCUGUCCCUUACAGAAAGAAGUCUUCCUUGACCCUUCCUUCAUUCCUGUGCCUGUUUCAGUGGCAGGGAGCCAGAGUUUCUCUUCUCCCUCUCUUGCUCCACCCUUGGUCUGUGCUCUGCCUCGGCAGGAUAAAGGAGCACUGGGAACACUGGCCUUACAGCUCUGCUUGGACAAAGGACUUUCUUCUCUUCUCUUCUCUGUGUGACACUUAGGGGUCAGUAGAAAACAACCUGGUCUGUCACAUCUUCCUACUCACUGCUGUUUUCUGACACAGACCUUGAGGUAGCCCAGGCUGUGACCACCACAUUUACAAAGUGUGGAAAGCGAAGGUUAACUUCAUAUGAACCUUGUGGUACUAUAAAUACAGAUGGCUUUUCAUUUCCAUACUGGAGAGAGUCCUGAAAACACUUGCUGGCACUGAUUCUGAGGCAUUACAUUUGUCCCCAGUAAUAAAAGCUACUUAAAAUUCACUUUUGAGCGUUCUAACCACAAGUGGGAUAAUUACUCUGYUGCUGCUAUUAGACCAUGGUGUAGAAAUCACUUAAUUUUCCAGCUUUUAGCAGAUGGGGCUGUUUGCUGUUAAAGGGUGGUUUUCACAGAGGUAUCAAGGAGUUCCUCAUCUCUCAAGUUUCUUUCUAAUCUGUCACUCGGUCCUGGCUGCAUUUCAGAGAAGGUGGAAGCUUCCCCAAGGUGCUGUGACACCCAAAGGUGUGGGGCCAGGGUUUCCCUGGGAAUCCCUAAAAGCUCAGUAAUUUCUCCCUUUCCACCACCCCAGAGAGCUGGGAAUCACCAUAAAGUGUAAGCUGCAAGAGAAAGCAGCUCCUUUGAUUUUGUUCAUGCCAGAUGUGUACAGAUACUUGCUUUUAGCCCAACAUAUGCAUUUCAGAUUGACCAAGGACUUCCAUUCGAUGUAACACAACCAAUUUGUGUAAUCCUACUGUGUGUGGUUUGCCAUAAGGAUGGAAUUGCAAUUAAAGUUUUUUUGAAGAAACA